AUGUAGUUGGACGCGUUGUAACCGCCGCUAGUCACCUUUAAAAUUAUGCUAACAUAUUUGCCACAUUACUAAAUAUGUUUAUUUUUAGGCUUAGAUUACCUUUUUGUAUAAAUUAGAACACAUGAUGAUUUUUAGAGCGUGCAGCUUUGGUAGCAAAACUCAGUGUUACCAUGGUUACUAGGGCAACCAAACACAACAUGGUGACAGCAGCAAAAAGGACCUUUCAUUGAUAUUUAGCCAAAAUACUUUUUAUACAAUUGUUAUCUCACAGAAACUGUAAAUAUGUAUAACAUGGACUUGCCUUUGGAUCAGUCAAAAGAGAAGGCCUUGGAGGCCCGAAGGUCUGCAGAAAGAGCACGCAAGGCCCGGGUCUUCAACACUCGUCUGCGUGUGAUGGGCCUGGACCUGGAUGCUCUAAACCAGCAAGUCCAGGAAAAGAAGUGCAGACAAAACAUGGAGAAACAGCGAGACCAGGCUUUUGAUACCCUCAGAAGAUGCCAAGAUGAAACACUUCUUCAGCAAGACAACAAUGAGAAAGAGAAGCGAAAAGCUUUGCACAAGGACCUGAUCCAGCUCUGGAGAUCACAGCAGCAAGUUGUGGACUCUCAUGAUGCUGACCUGCAGUGUGACCUGAAGGGAGAAGGUGUUGGAGGAGAGCAGAUGAGGAGGGAGCAAGUAAAAAAAAAUGAAAAAGAUUUGCUAGCACAGAUGGAUGACAAUAAAAGAAGGGAAAUCAGAGCAAAGCACAAAGAGAUGCUGGUGAACAGGGAGCUGGUGCAUCAAGACCUAAGGGGGCUUCAGCAGGCUGCAGUGGAGGAGGAGCAUAAGAAAGCUGCCCGCGUCGCACUCGACAGCUACAAUCAAGCCCUGGCGGCAGAGCAAGCUGAAAACCUCAAGGAGCAGCGCAGGAGAGAAGAGAGGGAGAAUCUGGCAGAAAUGUGGCACACUGUGAAUUCUGACAUGAUGACAGAGUGUGCAGAGGCAGCGGAGCGACAUGUGGGAGGAGGGAGGCCACCGCAGGUUUUGCCAGACAGGUGGAAGGGGAUGAGCCCCGAGCAGCUCAGCACCUUCCACAGGGAGAGAGAGCAACAGCGCCUUGACAGACAGAGACAACUUUGGGAUGAAAAGAUUAGAAAUGCAACCUGGGACUUGCAGCUCCUGAAGCUGUCGAAAAAAGCAGAGGAGAAGGAACAGAGAACGGCAGAAAUGAGGAGAGAGCAGAGAAUACAGAUGGACCAGUACAACAAGCAGCUGGCCAGAGAGCAGCAGGCACAUCAGGACUAUCUGAACAAGGAGCUCUAUACCAACAAACCCACCAAGGACUACUUUUACCAGUUUAACACUGGUUCCCGCUGACCAGCACCCAGCACCAGCUUGUCCCCUGUUAACAGUUUACUUAUAUUAUAAUAUAAUAUAUAAUAAAGGAUUGGAUGUUCUUAA
This is a messenger RNA of Girardinichthys multiradiatus, 1440 nucleotides long. RefSeq names its product RIB43A domain with coiled-coils 1 (gene ribc1). NCBI's taxonomy places the organism in Eukaryota, Metazoa, Chordata, Actinopteri, Cyprinodontiformes, Goodeidae. Bases 283 to 1356 code for a protein of 357 amino acids. The record is from RefSeq and is a predicted model, not a curated record. The transcript has 8 exons.